AUGAAGAACCAGAAAGAAGUGCAUGAGUUCAUUCUUCUGGGACUGACAAAAGACCACCAACUCAUUCUCUUCAUACUUUUCCUCCUGCUCUAUGUGACCAGUUUGGUGGGAAAUGGAGUCAUUUUGGCUGUAACGCUGGCUGAGCCUCGGCUUCAUACUCCCAUGUAUUUUUUCCUAGGCCAUCUCUCCUUCCUAGACAUAUUUUAUGCCACUGUUACUGUGCCAAAAAUGUUGAAUGGCUUCCUAAUAGUGAACCAAACAAUUUCUUCUCUUGAGUGUCUCACUCAACUGCACUUCUUCAACUUCCUGGGAAGUAGCGAAGCCCUGCUUCUGGGUGUCAUGGCUUUUGACCGGUCCGUGGCCAUAUGCAACCCUCUUCGUUACACCGUCAUCAUGAAUAAAAGGGUUUGCUUCCUGCUAGCUGGGGCUACUUGGUGCAUUGGGUUCUUUCAUGCUCUGAUGCACACAGUGGUGACUUCACAGCUAUGGUUUUGCGGUCCCAAUCGUGUCCACCACUUUUUCUGUGACAUCAAACCUUUGCUAGAAUUGGCCUGUAGUAGCAUCACCCUCAAUCUCACCCUUCUUAAUGUUGUCACUGGCUCUAUGAGCCUGGGUACCUUCUUCCUCACUCUUCUCUCCUAUAUCUACAUUGUCUCCUUUCUCUUUUUUAAAGUCAAGUCUUCACAAAGCCGUUGGAAAGCUUUCUCCACCUGUGCUUCCCACUUGACAGUCGUGACUGUCUUCUACAUCCCUAUUCUUUCCAACUACAUGCUUGCCUCUGCUGAUGGAUCUUCUGAAAGAGAGAUGAUCAUUACUCUGUUGUACAGUGUAGUCACCCCAGUUUUAAACCCUCUAAUCUACACUCUGAGGAAUCAGGAGGUAAAAUCAGCCCUCAAGAAGAUUCUAAGCAGAAAACUCUCAUUUGGACAGGUAUGGAUGAAUAACUCUCAGCGUACUGAACGAACUCAUAUCGGUAGGUAA
This is a messenger RNA of Sphaerodactylus townsendi, 981 nucleotides long. Its product is annotated as olfactory receptor 12D2-like. Gene Ontology annotation, molecular function: G protein-coupled receptor activity; olfactory receptor activity. NCBI's taxonomy places the organism in Eukaryota, Metazoa, Chordata, Lepidosauria, Squamata, Sphaerodactylidae. The record is from RefSeq and is a predicted model, not a curated record. The transcript has a single exon. Gene Ontology annotation, cellular component: membrane. Gene Ontology annotation, biological process: G protein-coupled receptor signaling pathway. Bases 1 to 981 code for a protein of 326 amino acids.